Molecule: messenger RNA, 5195 nt
Organism: Leucoraja erinaceus (little skate)
Lineage: Eukaryota; Metazoa; Chordata; Chondrichthyes; Rajiformes; Rajidae
Gene: arl6ip6
Product: ADP-ribosylation factor-like 6 interacting protein 6
Exons: 4
Coding region: 250-825 (191 amino acids)
Source: RefSeq, a predicted model, not a curated record
UUGCGGAGGGGGCGCACCCGUAAACCAGCGGGUUAGGUUGCGGAGGGGGCGCACCCGUAAACCAGCAGGUUAGGUAGUGGAGGGGGCGCACCCGUAAACCAGCGGGUUAGGUUGCGGAGGGGGCGCACCCGUAAACCAGCAGGUUAGGUUGCGGGAGACGGCGGUUGGGCGCCUCCGCCACCGCUCUCACUCAGGCGUAAACUUUUACACCGACAUCCACCUGCCCCGUUUGGUCGGAAUUCCCCCUCCAUGCCCCGCUUGGUGAAGCGAUCCGCGCCUCCCGUGGCCUGGGAAGAUGAAGAUGUUGAAGACCAUCUGAGCUACAAGCUGAGGCGAGAUCGGAUGGAGGACGAGGGUGGCGCCGACACCGAGAUGGUGGUGAACGCUGCAGCGAUGGGUAGAAGCCGCCUGCUCGCCCCCUCGCCAGCUCACCUCGACUCCCGCAGCAAGAAGUGGCCGGCCCGCCUCUGCUCAAUGCUCUGUUGCAUCGUGCUGCUGUCCUUCGUGGCAUUUCUUCUAGCAAUCAUGUACAUCGUCUUCAAAGAUUUGAGUUGGGAAAAAGAAAACCGUGAGAUUGAUAUCAAGACUGGAAUUUUGGGCCUUUGGAGUUCAUUAAUUUUGGCCUUGAUAGCUGGGUUGUCAUGCUGCAGUUUUUCAUGGACGUUGACAUAUUUUGAUUCAUUUGAACCUGGGAUGUUUCCACCAACACCACUAUCACCUGCUCGAUUUAGGAAAUUAACGGGUCAUUCAUUCCACAUGGGCUACAAUAUGGCAAUCCUCAAUGGCAUCACUACAGCGCUGGCAAUAGUUUGGUGGUUCACCUGAAACCAAUUUUACUUUUCCCUUCUCAUUUAUUGAAAAUGAAUACUGAUCUUUAUCCAGAUUUGCAAGCCUUUUGCUUAAUGACAGUGAGAUAUGAAGAUACCUGUUUCUUUUUAAAUUCAUUUAAAGAUAACAUUUAUGUUAUCCAGUUUCUUAAAAUUCCAGUUUUAGACCUGUUAUUUUGACCAUCUUAUUCCAUUAUGUUGGAGUAUUUAAUUGCUGAUUUGGUAUCAGUUAAUAAUGUAUCAAAGGCAGGUAUGUGGUAUUCUGUACUCUGUCCACCAUGACAAAAGAUAGGCAGAGUUGAACAAAUUAAAUGCAUUACAUUUUAAAUUCUUAUUGUAGUUGACUGGGAGAGGAUAUUUACAUUUGGAUCUAUUAAGUAAAGUAAAUAAUGUAUUGCUAAGCAUGUAGAAACAAGGAACUGUAGAUACAGGUUUACAAACAUGAGCAUUUUGAUUUUUUUAUUUUGUUUCUGUAAUUCUAGCUGAGCUUUUCAGAUUCAUUCUAUUUUGAAACUGCCUUGUAUAUUAAGUUGUCACCCUAAAAUUCUUUGCAGACUUUUACAUGACUUUUGACAGAAGAAUAUUUUUUAUAGACAGUAAAGCUAGAAGUGACUAUGAUCAUAUGAAAUACAAGUGGCCUAGAGAAUGUAUUUUUCCAUUAAGUGUUCACUUGGCUACGCUGAAAAGUCGAGGUGACACAACUUUCAUAAUAAAAUAAAAUGCUUAAUGUCACUGUCCCAUUAUCCAUAAAUCCCAUCGAUUUGGCAUCAAGUGCACUGGGCAACCCAUUCCUUUUUUGCUUCAAGCAACACCUGGCUUCACUGGAAAAUUUAUUCUACUUCAUGUCUUAAAGGGAAUUAAAAAUGUGGUGUAUUACUGGGAGUAAGCAACCUUAAUUCGUCAGGGAAAUCUGCCAGUCCACGCCACAAGUUUGCUGUUUUACUAAUUAAUAGUCUGUUUUUUCAUGUUCAUGGCAACUGAGCAAGCAACCUUUUUUAAACAUAAUAUCCCUGAACUUCCAUACAGCAUUACCAAGGGUUAUAGUUUUUUUAAACAGAUACUAGAUCUGGCAAGAAUAAUUUUGGUGCAGGAAAUACAAAUUUAUGAAAAUCUAAUUCUGACUUGAUGGUCACGAUCAUAUCUUUUACUGUGCCCUGUUAUAAGGAAAUGUAAAUAUUUGCUGCUGAUCUCUGUUAGUAAACUUGUGAUUUCUGUAUUCGUAUUAAUCCAAGUAUAGAAUUUUAUAGUGGCUUUUUCAUCUUGGGUUGAGAUCUAAUGGUAUUGACAUGCUAUUCAGUCAAAUCACUGAUUCUAAAGACUACUAAAAUUGGAAAUCAUUUAUGUUUGUCAAUUGAUUAAGAUUAAAGAUUUGUAAAUGGCUUUGAUUGUAUAGAUAUGGUUAAAAUUUUGUCUUGUUUUUGAACUAUAAUAUCCCAUUAUCUUUUGCCUUUUGUGAAAGAUGGCUUCCUCUGUGUAAAUUGAAUAAAGUCUUCAUAAAAACUGAAAUGUCAUGUAUUUUUAAAAUAUCCACUCAUUGUUAUUUAUCACCAUAAUCAACUAGAGUUGUUUCAGGUCCGGAGCCUCAUAUUUCAGGGAUGAUACGAUUUUAAAUUUGAAUUAAUAUUUGUCACAAUAUAACUAGGUGGCUGUAAAAAUUAAUUUUAAAUGUUGCACUUUCCUAAGAACUCACUAGUGUAAUGUGGUGCUUAUCUCUGUACCAGGCAGAAUAUUUUUUAUGUCAGUUCUAUUAAUUAUGAAUGCAACAGACCUUUUUAUAAAAUUUGAUAUUUUGCACAUCAAAAAAUAUUUUAUGAAUUUCAGAAGGAACCUCAUUGCUGAUUGAAGUUUGGUUGUAAUGAAUGUACUGCAUUGCUGUGUAUAAUGGUUGUUUGAACUAUUAAAGGUGAUUUGCCGUGAAAUUGUUUCCAUUUAAUUUCAACGGCCCUCAUUUAUUGUUUUGGCAGUGUUACGGUAUUGGGUCAAAAGUGAACGUAGGUCAAAACAGAGUUUAUUAUCAGAAGUGAUUUUGUUUGGCCCCAAUGGUUGCCGUGAACCUCCCUUUGUUGACUUGGGUCCACUGGCAUUGUCCGUAAAGCCAACAGUUUUAAACCUGGGUUUUAGGAUGGACGAUGAUUUUAAACUAGAUAAACAAAUAGGCGCGAUGGUUAAGUCCAGCUUCUUUCACCUAAGGAAGCUGGCAAAGGUGAAGCCCAUUCUCGAGCGGCAGCAUUUUGAAACAGUAAUCCAUGCCUUUAUUACAUCUAGGCUGGGUUACUGUAACGCAAUCUACUCUGGAGUCGCACGAGCUUCAUUGGCUCGUCUCCAGCUAGUUCAAAAUGCUGCCGCUCGCCUCUUAACCGGAACUCGAAAGAGGAGCACAUUACGCCAAUUUUGGCCUCCCUUCACUGGCUCCCAGUGCACUUUCGAGUUAAUUUUAAAAUUAUUUUAUUUGUUUUUAAAUAGUUGAAUGGGCUCGCCCCGCCUCACCUCUCUGAGCUGCUCCACCCAUACGCUCCUGCCCAGUGCCUCAGGUCAGCUGAUCAGCUGCUCCUUGAGGUACCAAGGUCUAAGCGGAAGCUCAGAGGGGAUAAAGCCUUUUCUGUUGCUGCUCCAGCACUCUGGAACACCUUGCCGUUGCACAUCAGAUAGGCCCCCUCACUGUCCAUCUUCAAAUCCACCCUAAAAACUCAUUUUUAUUCUCUGGCUUUCGACACUGGCUGAGACAUUGCUCCUGUUUUUAGUGCUUUUAAUGCCUUUUAAUUUUUACUGUUUUAUAGUCCUUUGUUUUACGAUUUUUAACGGUUUGUAAUAACUUCUUGCCCAUGGGUUCUCAUGUACAGCACUUUGUGGCAACUGCAGUUGUUUAAAGUGCUUUAUAAAUAAAGUUAUUAUUAUUAUGUGUCUUAGAUAGGACAAUGAAUUUCUUGCUUGCUGCAGCACUACAGAGUACUGUAAGCAUAAAUACAGAGCAGUUCAGUGUGUCUAUAUAGCUGUUAUAGUUCAGAGUUUGUUUGAUGGUGAGUUUAAUAGCCUGAUGGCUGUGGGGAAGAAGCUGUUCCUGAACCUGGAUGUACCAAAUUUUAGGCUCAUGUACCUUCUACCUGAUGGCAGCGGGGAGAAGAGUGUGUGGCCAGGAUGGUGUGGGUCCUUGAUGAUGUUGGCAGCCUUUUUGAGGCAGUGACUGCGAUAGAUCCCUUUGAUGGUGGGGAGGUCAGAGCCGAUGAUAGGCUGGGCAGUGGUCACAGCUUUCUGCAUUCUUUUCCGCUCAAGUUGCCGAAGCAAGCCAUGAUGUAACCGGUCAGCAUGCUCUCUACUGUGCACUUGUAGAUGUUCGAGAGAGUCCUCUUUGACAUACCGUCUCUGCGUAAUCUUCUCAGGAAGUAGAGGUGCUGAUGUGUUUUCUUUAUAAUUGCAUCAUUGUGCUGGGACCAGGAAAGAUCUUCGGAAAUAUGCACGCCCAGGAAUUUGAAGUUCUUGACCUUUUCCACCAUUUAUAUAAACGGGAUUGUGGGUCCCUAUUCUACCCCUUCCAAAGUCCACAAUCAGUUCCUUGGUUUUGCUGGUGUUGAGAGCCAGGUUAUUGUGCUGGCACCAUUUGGUUAAUCAGUCGAUUUCACUUCGAUAUUCUGACUCGUCACCAUCAGUGAUUCGUCCCACAACAGUGGUGUCGUCGGCAAACUUGAUGUUGGAGUUCGCACUAUGUCCAGCUACACAGUCAUGAGUAGUAAAGAGGUUAACCUCUGCUAAUUUUCUAUUAUGCUCUUCCGUAGCAAAACAAUGUUCUGUGUGGUGGUCAAAAUGGAGAGGUUGAUUAUUACCCAUUCUUGUGGACAUGAAACAGUGUGUUAUACAAGGGAGGCACAAUGGUGCAGCUGGUAGAGCAGCUGCCCACAACGCUCGUGACCCUUGUUCGAUCCUGACCACUGGUGCUGUCUGGAGUUUGAACGAUUCUCCCUGUGACCAUGUGGGUUUCCUCCGUGUGCUCCGCUUUCCUCGAUCUUUCCCAGAGGCAUGCAAGUUUGUAGAUUAAUUAGCCUCUGUAAAUUGCCCCAUCCCAAUUGGUUGGGAUGUGGAACAAACUGGAUUAUGGCAGCAGGGACUCUUGUGGGAUUCAAGUACCUACAUCGGACAUUGAAUUGCAAAGAUGCAAAAAGGUGUGAGCCGAGUGCAGUAAAUGGGAUUCACAUAGAUGACAUUAAAUGUUGGCAUGGUGGGCUGAAGGAACUGUUUCAGUGCUGGAUGAUUCCCACUCUCAAACACCUUUAGUAUGGUUAUCUCUGUACUAAUGCGGCUCUGAAGGAAAGCCUGUUACUUUUCAUCUUGCCACAGGCCAGUAAACUGAAUAGAAUUCUCAUGUCUAACUUGAGA